AGCCCAACCCUUACUUUCCCAACCCUUUUUCUUCGGUGAUUUGAUUUUGGUCGAAUGGCAUCUGAGGUGGCGGCUGCUAUACCAGAAAUCCCGGUCGAGGCGGAGAAGCAGCCGCACAAGCUCGAGAGGCAGUGGACCUUUUGGUUCGACAACCAGUCCAAGCCCAAGCAGGGCGCUGCCUGGGGCUCCUCUCUUCGCAAGGGUUAUACCUUCGACACCGUCGAAGAAUUCUGGUGUUUAUAUAACCAGAUAUUUAAACCCAGCAACUUCUCUGCAAAUGCUGAUUUUCACUUGUUCAAAGCUGGAGUGGAACCCAAAUGGGAAGACCCUGAGUGUGCUAAUGGGGGCAAGUGGACAGUGACUAGCAGCAAAAAGUCUGAUCUGGACAACAUGUGGCUUGAAACUUUAAUGGCUCUUAUUGGAGAGCAGUUUGAUGACACUGAUGAGAUAUGUGGAGUGGUUGCCAGUGUGCGCCAAAAGCAAGAUAAACUCUCAUUAUGGACCAAGACUGCAGCCAAUGAAGCAGCUCAGAUGGGCAUUGGAAGGAAGUGGAAGGAGGUGAUUGACAUCACUGACAAAAUCUCCUACAGCUUUCAUGAUGAUUCGAGAAGAGAAAGUAGAGCACCAAGAAGUCGGUAUCAGGUGUGAAGCAACGGGCCAGCGAUUUUGUCAGAUCAUGCCUCUGAUUGAGUUCCCAAACUUUAUUGAGAGCGGCACUCUUCUCUUCCUAGUGAAUUUGUGUUCUUUUUCAGUCUAUCUAGUUAUAUUUUGAACCUUAUUGAAUCACCUGUGAAGAUAACUUCAUUCACAUUCGACAUGUCUUUUUUGAUCAGAAAAUUGUUGCAACA
Salvia hispanica is the source of this 848-nucleotide messenger RNA. Its product is annotated as eukaryotic translation initiation factor-like. Gene Ontology annotation, molecular function: translation initiation factor activity; RNA 7-methylguanosine cap binding. The record is from RefSeq and is a predicted model, not a curated record. Lineage: Eukaryota; Viridiplantae; Streptophyta; Magnoliopsida; Lamiales; Lamiaceae. Gene Ontology annotation, biological process: translational initiation. Gene Ontology annotation, cellular component: eukaryotic translation initiation factor 4F complex; cytoplasm.